Molecule: messenger RNA, 5049 nt
Organism: Notodromas monacha
Lineage: Eukaryota; Metazoa; Arthropoda; Ostracoda; Podocopida; Cyprididae
Source: the annotation of a GenBank genome assembly
AUGAGUGACCCGUCAUCACGUUGUAUGACUAUUGGCUGUUGGAGGAGUCAUGCUGUAUCUCAAGACUUCAUUCACAGGAUUCUGAAUUUACGUUUCGCUGCCAGCUCUUGGGCGUCCAAACUGUGGAAACGACGUCAUCCGCAAAUCAAUCCCUGUGAUCACGAAGCACGAGAGGAUGAGUGGAUAUUCGUUACGCUGGCCCCAUCGCGAAUUCUUCGAGUUAUUCAUGUUGUUCCUGGUGGAAUUGCUCGCAGGAAUUCAUUGGCUCUCAACGACAGUCGCCCAAGAACGACUAGAAAUAAUAAUUCGGUCGUUCUACUAAACCUGCCUCGACAUCAUAGUGAUUCACAAUUGUACUCGACAUCUCACGAAAGCCUUCCGGAAGAUCCCUCCACUCUACCGUGUUGCUACGAUUCGGAUUCAUCUCAUUCCAGUUUUGUCGUUGCGGUCAAGGAUGAGAAAAUGUGGCGACGUUGCUUCCAUCAUCGAGUGGCGCCGCGUUCUAGACCGCGACAUCAGCUGACGCCUCAAGUUGAAGGCCGUGACGGGCCGACUGCGAAGAUUGUUGGAACAGAGCCUGGUGACCUCGAUGAUUUGGGCGGGACAAAUGUGCUACUGGGAAGUGAACAAGAAAAAUCGGUUGAUAAGGCUACAAGUUCGGAAUGCAUCGACGGAAGCUAUCCAAAUCUAGCGUUCCAGGGUGAUGGAGAUAUCUUAGGAGGAGAACAGGCAAUGAACGGAAACGCGAACUCCGAAACAGCUGUUGGCUAUCGUCCAUCGAAUUUGGAAAGCUUAAGACACAGCGUUUUGCGUUGGUUGAGAGAGCGAAAAAAAAGUCCUACAAAGAAACAAAAACGCCGCAGACGACAUCGUCGAAGACUGGAUAUCGAAUCCAUGAAGCAUCCGCCGGAUAUUGAUGCCUCGCAACGAGAAAACUAUACUGUUGAGAAAGUGAUCAUGGAUAGCAUCGAAAAAGGGAAUGCCCGUAAACCACGAAAGAGAGCUAGGAUUCUAUUUCUCAUUCACGGAGUGGGAGGUUCCGCGGAUACUUGGAGGGGACAAAUUAACUACUUUCGAGAGGCUGGGUUCGAAAUUGUCGCACCAGACUUGUUGGGUCACGGCUUUUCUUCCGCUCCGGAUAAUCUCAAAGAAUUCGAAUUCAAGCAUUUAUUCGCUGAUGUUCUUGCAAUAUUCGACCAGUUCAUUCCUCGAGGCGCCAAAGCAGUGAUAGUAGGACAUUCGUAUGGUUGCUCCUUCGCUACAAAGUUGGCUCGUGUUCGUCCUGAUGGAGUGUGUCUUCUCGUUUUGAUCAGUGGAGGUGGACCGAAUCCAUUGGUGCCACCAUCGAACGGCGUGUUGGCGUUGCCUACGUGGUUGUUGCAAAUGUUGCAUCCGUGUCUACGGGUUUAUGUUCAAAGGGCUUUAUUUGAAGGAAAUUCAGGAAGAAAUGGGAAUCCAUUAUCGCAGGCGUAUGACAUUCCCCCUUACGUGCUUCAUCAUGUGAUGCGAGGCCAGAUUUGGCCAGAAGGCGAUUCUAGUUUCCACCGGAAAAUUGCAGUGCCUGUGUUGUUGGUCUAUGGAUUGCAAGAUCCUCUCGUAUCGUUGGUAGAGAUGUGCGAAAUGGAACGCACGGCGAUUCGCGCUGCCGUGGAGCGCAAUUUCCAGAUCGGUGGUCCUGUUUCAAAGCUGUAUUCCCGCUUGGGUUCAGGCAGGAAUGGCAAACAUGGCCGACAAAAGGGCCCUUGGGCCAGGAGCACGCCAAAACGCCAGAUGGGCGCAGAUGGUCACCUCAAAGAAAAGGAAAACAACACCCGGUGCAGCUGCGCGUACUGCGCAGUUGCAAUGGAAAAUUUCAAAGAUCCCGGCUGGGAGUAUCCAAUGCAAAGGAGACACCGACAUCCUCGUGCCAACGCGCCGCGCGGGAAGGAAAGAUCCUCCGGCGUUCCGGGGAAUCUUCCGAGAUCCCCGCGGACGGCCUGGAUCCUUCAGCAUUCUGAGUUGGAGAACUCUUCAGCCAACAUGAUAAACAAACAAAGCAAACAAAAUUCAAACCAAUGGGCAACCAAAGGGCGAGCCAUUGGCGACCAAAGGGACCCAUUUCAAGACGACGCCAUCCGUCAAGCUUUAGGUCCUGAUGGGGGAGCGGCUACUCGGGCAUUCGAAGAAUCUAAUCCGUUUGAAACAGAACCUUCGAGACCCAUGACGCAGGUGCGUGGAGCAUCUCAUCCGCCCCCGGUGAUCGGCGUCAACAAUCCGCCUGCCGUUUUUCCUGUGCAAUCAAGCGCGGUGUCUCAACCUCCUGCGUACUCACGCACAGGUCAACAGCAGUUGGACGAGAGUGCUCGUGAAGCGUUGAAGAGGCGGGAGAGAGAAUUGGACGAAAAAGCGCAGGAACUGGAACGACGAGAACGAAGCCUGCAAGAACAAGCCAAUCCUGGCCUGAGAAAAAAUAACUGGCCACCUCUUCCUGAAAAGUUCUGUGUUGGCCCCUGCUUUUAUCAGGACAUUAACGUUGAGAUUCCUCCUGAAUUUCAACGCAUCGUUCGUUUGUUAUACUACUUGUGGAUGUGUAAUGGCAUCAUUACUGGCCUGGCAGCCGUCACUGCCGAUAAAGGUGCUGGAGGUGUUGUCGUUGGCAUUUUAGUGCUGCUGAUUAGUUUGGCCUUCGCUGCUGGAGCCCUUAUGGACUUUCUAAUGCUAUUAAAGGUUCACAGGAUUUAUCGCAGUGCUGGAGCGAGUUUCUCAAAAGCUCAGGAAGAAAUCAGAUCUGGGGUUUUGCGUCACGAAACUACCCGUAGCUUCAUGGCUGAUGCUGCUUCUGCUGCCGUGCGAUCACAGCUGAACCCAAGCGGUCCAACCCCCCGAUCUGCGUCAACGAGACAUUUUGAAACGAGGAAGGCUCGUCGAAAUGACGUCGGUGUUCGACGAAGGUUUGAAACGUUGAGGAGAACUGGCCAUGAGGUGGAAAUAGAUAAGUUAACCGACGAUGUAAGCCUUGGGUUGGACGAGCAUAAUUAUUUCAAGAAGGUGGAUUCAUUCCACGCCGAAGAUCAGUCAAUCGGCAUGUCUGCGUCAAUGCGCUACCGCAUGAUCGAAAGAAAAUCGUUCCAAGAUCUCGCUCCCCGUGAACCAGAUUUACUCACAUGGAUCGCGAAAGAGAAAAUUCGGUACCUGAAUCUGAAGGAUCCACAAUCUUGGACGCCCGAGAAAUUGGCCGAAUCAUUCCCAUGCUCCGUACGUAAAAUCAAGGAAAUCCUACGCAGCAAGUGGGUUCCAAAAUCUAGUAAUGAUCUUGAGAAGCAUGACGAUUCCGUUCUUGAAGCAUGGAAAGUUAUCGGAAAGAAUCUUGGUGGCCCUUUGUCAACGAAAGCAGUGGACAAGGUGACAUCCUCCUCACGUAUUGGCCUCGCUUGGUCUGGGAGUGCAAUCUUACCAAACCGGAAGGCGAAAUCUUUGCCGGAUAAUGGCGAAUUUUUCGGUUUGCUCUCUGAGCAGGCGAAACCCUGGCGUGAAAACAUGAACAGGAAGGAUGUGCUUCAGUUUAUCUCAGCCUCGGAAAAAGGAGGAAGCGUCAGCCUAGUCAGUUGGGUUGCAUUGAAGAAUGCGUUGUAUCGAGCUGAUUGUGCCGCCAAGGUACAGUUUUCGAGGAUUUCUGAUGCGUCGGAUCAUCUGAGGAAUUCAUCGCCCGCAUCAUCUUCGAUGCCGUGGGCAUUUCUCUGGUCCAUGUUGAAACCAUAUUUGCUUUUGCUUGCUGGAGCCGUUGUGAGUGCACUCUUGGUGGCUUGGCUAAACAUAGAGAUUCCACGAUUACUUGGAUCCAUCAUCGGUGUAGUUUCGAAAUUUAUCGUCAACGAACGACCCAUCGCUGGUGAAGUUGCUGAUGCUUCAAAUACUCCUUUCGGGGCCGAAUUUUUUGCUGCCAUUAAAGCCCCCGCCCUGCGCUUGCUGGCCGUAUAUGCAUUCCAAGCAAACAUGACGUACAUCUACCUCCGCAUGCUGUCAUCGCUUGGCGAACGAGUCGCUUCUGAUCUCCGUCGUAAAUUACUCGACUCCCUGCUUGUGCAAGAUAUUACCUUCUUCGACGAUCAUCGGACGGGAGACCUAGUGAAUCGCCUCACCACGGAUGUGCAAGACUUCAAAAGCAGUUUCAAGCUCUGCGUGUCUCAAGGACUGCGGAGCUCAGCUCAAGCUCUCGGCUGCCUUGUGUCCGCCUACUUCAUCUCUCCGGAAAUGACGCGCAUGAUGGCGUUAGUGGUGCCCGCUAUGAUCUUGGUCGGUGCUACGAUAGGAUCAUCGCUGAGGCGGCUAUCGAAGGAAUCGCAGGCUCAAAUAGCAAAGGCGACGGCCGUGGCGGAUGAAGCCAUUGGGAAUAUUCGUGUCGUUCGAGCCUUUGGCAUGGAGGAACAAGAGAAAAGUCUGUACGCACAAGAAGUUGACAAAGCAAGGGAAUUCAGCGAAAAGCUGGGUCACGGCAUUGCUCUAUUUCAGGGGCUGACAAAUUUCGGGCUGAAUUGUUUGUCGCUGGGGAUACUAUUUCUUGGUGGGUCUUUGGUGUCGACGGGGCAGCUCGGCGCUGGGGAUCUCAUGUCAUUCCUGAUGGCGACGCAAACCAUCCAGAGGUCCCUGGGACAAAUUUCCCUCAUCUAUGGGCACUACGUGCGAGGAUCCACGGCAGCCGGUCGCGUUUACGAAUUCCUGGAUGCCUCGCCCGUUAUCUGCAUCCGCGGUGGCCUGAUCAUUCCGGAACAGCGACUCAAAGGUCAGCGAAUCCUGCAGGUCAUGCCCUGCCAGUCUGGAUUUUUUGUUUUGUUCAGCCUGCGCUGGUUGCUUGAGUACCGAAUCUGGCUGUUGGCCAAAAAUGUUCGUCUGAUCUACUCAAGUGCCAUCGUGGCAAUGACAGCCGCAUCCGCUGUACAUGCUCAGGCCGAGCUUGCACAAAAAUGUCUUGCAUGGCACAUCCAAUGCUACUACUUUCCUCCUGACGUUUUCUUCCGUCGCUACCUGAUGUCUCGGUUUGCGCGGAUCUUCGAUGACUUUCUUUUGAACUGA